Messenger RNA from Talaromyces proteolyticus, 1665 nucleotides. RefSeq names its product major facilitator superfamily domain-containing protein. Gene Ontology annotation, cellular component: membrane. Bases 1 to 1665 code for a protein of 554 amino acids. The transcript has 7 exons. Gene Ontology annotation, molecular function: transmembrane transporter activity. Gene Ontology annotation, biological process: transmembrane transport. The record is from RefSeq and is a predicted model, not a curated record. NCBI's taxonomy places the organism in Eukaryota, Fungi, Ascomycota, Eurotiomycetes, Eurotiales, Trichocomaceae.
AUGGCUCUGAGCGAUGAGACGGCACCGGCAACUCCAGAAAGGGAUAAUGAGGAGAUAGUGAUGGAAAUUGAGAAGGGUACAGCAUCAGUAUCAGCAUCAGAGGAAACUGUAAAAUGGAUAUCCGGUUGGCGACUGAUAGCCAUCGCCACAGGCCAAGCUCUAUCUCUUUUCAUGGUUCAAGCAGAGUCAUCUGUUACUAGCACAGCCAUUACAGCCAUAACAGAUAGCUUGGGCGGUUUUGAGAAAAGCCCAUGGGUCUUCACUGCUUAUCUUCUAACCUACGGUGCCUUUCCUAUUCUUUUGGCAAAGGUGUCGGACGUCCUCGGCCGCAAACAGGUGCUGCUAGGCUGUCUAAUCCUGUUUGUAAUAUUCUCAGGCGCAUGUGGUGCUGCUCAGACCUUGAUACAGCUUAUUAUGUUCCGCUGGAUCCAAGGCAUCGGCUCCGGCGGAAUUGUUGCAAUCUGUAUAGGAUAUGGCUUCGAAUUGAGGCCGCCCGAAAAAUGGCCGAGCUACUCAGCCUUCCUCACGUUGACAGCGGCAAUAUCGGUCGCAAUAUCUCCUCUUAUCGGGUCAGCUUUCACCCAGGCAGGAGCAUGGCGGUGGUGCUUUCUCAUGAAUGUUCCAAUCGGGGUAACCACAAUAGCACUCUUAUACUUUGCCAUGCCAGACAAACUUCGACUCGAGCCAGCAGCUCGAUUAACAGGUGCUGGUGUCCAUCUUCAGCGAAUCUCCCGCCUACGUCGACUUGAUUUCCCAGGAGCUUUCAUGCUUGUGGGUGCGUCGGCACUUCUUACGACUGCACUACAGCAGGCCUCUUCGGGGAAUUCCUUCGACUCCCCUAAGGUAUUGGUUUUAUUAAUAUUGGCCCCUCUGUUCCUGGCAGGAUUUCUAGUAUGGCAGUGGCAUGUUUCGACAGGUAAAUGGAAUCUAGAGCCAGUCUUCUCUUGGGGUCUUAUUACAAAUAGAGUCUUUAUGGCUGCGGUCGGCAAUGCAUGGCUUUCUGGUAUGGUCAUGACAUCCACGAUCGUACAAAUACCGCAACGAUUCAUGCUCGUGAACAGCCUUUCCGCUAUCGACGGCGGCGUCCGGCUUCUCCCUUUCACAGCUAUCAUGACUUCCACAGCCGUAGUUGUUACCGUUAUCAUGACCAAGACGGGGGUCUCUGUAGCAUACUCACUUAUCUUUGGUGCCUUGCUUCAGAUUGCGGGUGUUGCUGGGCUCUCUCAGGCAUCAACCCAGGCUGGCAUCGAAGCGUCACAGUAUGGCUUUCAAAUCCUUGCUGGGGCGGGUGUUGGUAUUUUCAAUAUCAUCCUUCUUUUGCUGACGCCCCAUGUGGUGGCAAAACACGAUCUUGCUGUUGGUAACGGGGCUAUCAAUCAAUUUAGGAUUCUGGGUGGCUCCCAUGGUCUGGCAAUCGUGACAUGCGCAACCAGUUCAGCGCUGCGGUCACACCUGUUAGAAUUUUUAAGCCCUGAGCAAACGAAGCUGAUUCUAGACCGUACUGAUCAAAUUUCCACUCUUCCACCUGAAGCACAAGCAUUAGUGCGACAAAAGCUUGGGUCCAUGUACAACACCCAAAUGGCGAUUUUGAUUGGUAUUGCAGCAGCACAAGUCUUUGCGACAAUUCUGCAAUGGCGAAGAAAACCGAUUAUUCUAAAGAAAUAA